Messenger RNA from Varroa destructor (honeybee mite), 2347 nucleotides. RefSeq lists its product as uncharacterized. The record is from RefSeq and is a predicted model, not a curated record. NCBI's taxonomy places the organism in Eukaryota, Metazoa, Arthropoda, Arachnida, Mesostigmata, Varroidae.
AUAUAACGCCAGGCUCGAAUCAUGUUCGAAUUAUUCGAAUAUCGGCUAUACAACUAGGAUUUAUAAGAUGUCACGUCCUUAUGAGUCUUUAUGAUGACUUGUUAUUGGCAAACUAUGUAGCAGGGAUAUUCUGGAUUGGAUAUUGUGCUGGUCAGAUGGUUUCGUACCUGUGAUUUUUCGUGCGUGCUGUCAAUGCUUAUAGAAUGUCCUUGUGGAAUCGGCUUUCGAUGUGUAUGACGCAAAUCGUGGUGGGUUCGAAAAAGUCGCAUGUACUUUGUGCGAGUUACCGCUUUUGCAGGUCGUAUGCAGAAAUCGACUUGUCAAAGCAGCCUAAAAGGCCACGGUACCCAUUCCUUCGUUUUAUGUUAGGCUUGCGGCAAGCUGAACUGCGCAAUCAUCCCGCCUCCAAGUUGUCUAAGAUAGCCAGCGUUAAAUGGCAGCAAAUGAGCGAAGAUGAGAAAGCGCCAUACAUUGAAGAAUUCAAAAAAGAGAAUGCAGAGCACCGAAAGCAAAUGGAACGUUUCAAAGAGACCCUCGGCCUUGGCGAAUCUGAGUAUCAACAGGCUUUAAAAUGGUAUCGAGCUAAUAGUAAAAUAAAGUCUAAGCGGCAGUUUCGUAAAAUUAUCGAGGAGCUUAACGGGCCAAAACUCACCGUAGGGUCACCAUUCGGCCUUUUUUUUCAUGAAGCUUCGCGGAAAAGCAGCGAACAUGUUACCCAUGAGCGUACUCAGUGGCAGCAGCAGCAGAGCUCCUCAGCUGGAAAGGAACUGACAGAAACUGAAAAAUUCGUCUUUCCUAAACAGAACAGUGGCAUAAAUCAGACACCACAAAGUCGAAAACGGACGAAUAAAGGUAUCGUUAUGGCAAAGAACCGUAUGCAGUUCUAUAGUGAUAAGUGGAGGGCUUUGAGUAAACAGGAGAAGGAACUAUACCGAGUAGAAUACAACGACCGAAUUAAUGAGUACAAUCGUCGAGUCAUCACAUGGUGGACAGAGUUAUCGUCGGAGCAGCGGGACAAGGUUGUAAACGCGUAUGAACGUUACGUGAUCUGGUUCAAAAACAGGGGCCGACCGCUCAGACCUCCCCCAUCGGAGCUUGUCGACGUAUUCGGAGAACAGCAGGCGAACUCGCUAUACCAUCGAGUGCUUAAACAGCACCGAAAAUGCAAAUAUUCUAACGGAUUGCCGUUUCCGUGCGUCCAGAAUUCCAGUACAAUUAGAAAUGGUGACGAUGAAAAUUCUGGCGAGGGUGAAACACCGGCUAGGAUUCGGCAGCGCUGGUCUCGUAAUAAGAAGGAGCUCGGUUUCAGCAUAAAAAUCCUAGAGCGAAACCCUCGUUAGCUGAUACUGUUGGCGUACCAUAUGGCGAAGUAUAGGGUUUGUUUACAUUAGUAAAAGGGGGCGUUUUUACGCGUUGUACAGAAAACUACUAUUUGAAGUUCUUAAAGUGCACGCCGGAUGGUUGUAGCUCGUGAUGUAUAAGUAAAUAGUUCAUAACAAGAGAAGGGAUCGAGAAACACUAUUGGGAAUAUUCACAAAAAAGGAUAGCAGGCUUUGAGUUGACGUUUGGAGUCAGGUAGAAAUACGGCGUGAAUACAAAGCAAACACUUUCACUCUAAACGUCUAAAACUGCAUGCCUUCUGUUAUGAUGGUGCCUGACUCUGUUGUUGUACUAACUGCACAUAAAAACACUCAGCUGAAUAGAGGUUUGCGUAUGUGAGAAAAGAAAUUAACUAUUUUCAAUCCUUACGAAAAAUGUGUUUAUGGAGACCGGAAUCAACCAAGUUUUGCGUUGGUUAAGUAGAUGCUCACGCCAAUGGGAUCUAUACGAAAGUGCUGCUAUGUAUAAUAUCAAGUGGCUUUACUGACUACAGAUUGUCGAGUGGUCGAUGACAGGAUCUGCUUAACGAAACACGUCAUAGCGCCACUAGGGACUAAAUUUGGUGGCACAUAAGAGAGCUGGUUCGUAUACCAUCUAAGUGAACAAAUUCACUCGCAUUCGUUAAUUAGAGUGUUUGGAAGGGCAGUUUUAGCUUUACUCACAGGUAUAUUUCCUUUAAACUGUGUGUCCUUGUUAUUAUCGGUGUUCAUUGAAAACUUGGUUAAAUUUCGUUUUUUUUUAAAUUUGCGUUAACGAGUCAGUGGUGCAUAUCAUUGGUGACAAUAAAUAGUAGGAGAAUCUUAAGACUACCUAGCGCUGUUGCCAGUCGAAAUAUAUAUAAAAAGAGUGAACCGCCAGACUACUGACUUUUGUACAUAUAUGUAUAAAUAAAUAACCAAUCAACGCCUCGUUAUUCCUGAUUAAUAUAAAAUGUUUGUCUGUAAAUAAACAUAUAAUAACUUUUCUU